UUCAGCUGCAGCCAGAGGCCAGAGGUUGCAGAAUAGGAAAAACCUGAAACUGAAAGAGAAGAGUUAAGGUUAUGGGUGGGUUAUGGUUUUCGCCAGUUUUCACCAACUCUGUUUUCACUAGUUUUCACUUUUCACCUGAUCUUCACUGUGAACCACUCUGACUGCUCUGGUGACUGUGAAGUUGUAGAGUAUUUUUAAAACGUAUUUGUUAAGUACAUAUUUUUGGAUAAAUUUAGAUAAACCAUUAACAGGGUUAAUUUACAAAGGCAAUCCAGAGAUCUCCAAAGUCUGUCUUUGUAAAUUUUAUACAAAUCGCAGCACUUAGCAGGUGUUUGCUAUAUAUCAAUGUUAAAUCCUAAAUUAGGUGGGGGGCCCCAUGGCGUAGGUGACCCUGAAGAUAAGACACUUCGUAAAGUUGAAAUGGAAGUUAUGAUUCCAAAGAAGAUGCGAGAUAUUGCCCGUGUGGAGAAAUGUAGCCAAGAAGUUGAACAAUUCACCGAAUGUUGUAAAAAUAGUAAUGUCCUAAUGGUAAUUAAAUGUAGGGAACAAAACAAUAACCUAAAAAAGUGCUUAACUGAAUGGUAUAAUAAUGAAGAAUUUAAGGAAUAUUGCAAGAACUUAUAUUUAGAAGAAAGGACAGAAUUCAGAAGAACUGGAAUUCCAUUAAAAAAAAGGUUGGAACAGUCAUCAAGAGUUGGUUCUAGUAUGUGAUAUUAAUCACAGUAAUUAUAAACUCAUGUACUUUUUAGUUAGCAGUAGUAUAUUCCAAUAAAUAUAUAAUUAGUUA
Sitophilus oryzae (rice weevil) is the source of this 787-nucleotide messenger RNA. RefSeq names its product COX assembly mitochondrial protein homolog. Gene Ontology annotation, cellular component: mitochondrion. Bases 346 to 711 code for a protein of 121 amino acids. Lineage: Eukaryota; Metazoa; Arthropoda; Insecta; Coleoptera; Curculionidae. The transcript is spliced from 2 exons. The record is from RefSeq and is a predicted model, not a curated record.